This is a messenger RNA of Sphenostylis stenocarpa, 3687 nucleotides long. The record is from the annotation of a GenBank genome assembly. Lineage: Eukaryota; Viridiplantae; Streptophyta; Magnoliopsida; Fabales; Fabaceae.
AUGCUCAUGGGAACUAAGGAUAGUUUGGAUAUCUUCACAAACUUGGUAGAGUUGUAUGGCUCGUACCCAAAUUGCUUGGCAAGUUUUUUGGGUGUGGAAGACCAUCACAAAGAUAUGGGUGAAUGGUGGGUUGAAGCGUUUUCUUAUGCUUUACAAGAGGAAUUUGUUGCUGAUCAACUAUUUCAAAGUUCAGAUCAUCUUGCAGAUGAAAUUUUACGGAUCACACAUUCAAUAUUUUCAUCUUCAAAGGUAUUGGAGGCUUUUUAUUCCUUUGCUAUUAUUAAUGGAAAAGAGGAUGAUAUUUCACCUUUUGUAUCUUCUAUUUUCACAAGAAGGUUGCUUCUUCCUGGGGUUCAUCAUAAUGCUACUUUGUAUGCAACUCUAGUUGAGUAUAGUAGGCAUUUGGCUGAAUCUGAGUUGCAAACAUUAACUGUUGAUGGGAUAAAAAAGGAGAUACUUUCAGUCAUAGAACAAGAGAACAAUGCAUUAUACGGCUUGCUUGUUGAUUCCUCUUCUGAUGCUGUUGGCUUAAUUAGAAAAAAUUCCAUUUCACUUUUUCGGUCUUUGGAAGAUAUCGAACGUAUUGUGGAGGAUCUUGGGCAUCCUGCAAAGAAAGAUAAGGUAAUGACUGGAAAGGAGAAUCCUCCACUUUCUUCCCUUGAAGUGGAGGGUGGGUCAAAAGAAAUUUUCUUUCGUGAAAGAUCUGGUGGAACAAUGGAAAAAAGCUGCUGUGAAGGAGGCAUUGACAGAAUUAGAGUAGUUGGUAUUGAUAGAAAACCCCAAGAAUGUGCAAAGGAAUCAGGCUCUUCAGAUGAAGUUAGUGAGCUCACAGGCCUUGUGGAUAUAUUUGAUGAUGAUCUGGAGUGUGAAAUUCUAAUUGAAUUGCUUAGAUGUGUUCUGAGUUUCAGCCAACAGUUGGGCAAAACUGCUUCUUCUAUAUUUUAUGAAUCUCUUUUAACUACACCGGUGAUCUCAUCUGAAGAUAUUAUUCGCUAUAUUGUAAAGAUUCUGGAAACUGGAUAUUGUAAGUCAGGUCCAGUGUUUCAAACAUCUACCUCUAGGGAUCAUAUAGUUCUGGACAAGGAGCUAGCAGAUCAUAAAAGUUUGAGGAAACUUUCUGUGGAUAUGUUUUUAUCGCUUCAAGGCUUGCUCAAAAAGGCUUCUGCAUGGGGCAGAAUUUUAAACGUAAUUGAGGGUUUCUUGAAAUUUUUGGUUCCAAAGAAAGUAGUACAAAAUUUUAAUAUUGAGGUAUCAUCAAGCAUAAAUUCUUCCGUUGUAGUACAUAUUACUUAUCAGAUUGCAAAGGUGAUGUUUGAAUCUGCCUGGGACUUUCUUCUAUUUCUAAGCUAUUUGGUUGACAUCAGUGGCCAGGUCCACUUGACCCAUGAUGAUAUAAACAAGGUACAGCUUGAGUUAGUUCCAAUGCUUCAAGAAACUAUUUUUGAAUGGCUAAUCAUCAUGUUCUUUACCAUCACACCAUCUGCACCAGCUGCUGGAGGAUCUUCUACAUUCUUGAGCCGUUCUAUUGAUCUUGCAUUUAUUCUUUUCAAGCAUAGCCAGUAUAAUGCUGCUGAGCAAUUGCUUAUGAUCGUGGAAGCGCAUUUACAAAAGGAGAAGACAUGCCAAAGUAUUCAAGAUGCUGAUGGUGGAUGGUGCAUACGUCAUCAUCUUCUAGGGUGUUGCCUACUGUCACAGGUGCAGUUUGGAUUACAUGCAACCCAGAAGGAUAAAAAAGUUUCUGAUGCCAUUCGCUUGGCACAAGUCCCUGUGAUGGAAGCAGUUAGGGGGCGAUGUCAGUUGUGCAUGCGCAAACACCCUGGAGAUGGGGCAAUAGAGUUGACGUUUUGGACUAUCCAAUAUGUGCUGUAUCAAUGCAUAACCUGGCACCACCCAGAAGAAGAUUUUACCACCAUCCACGAGCCAGCUAAUUGCAAAACAGCUACCAAGCAUAUCUCCAGGUCUUCAUCUGGAAAUGGUGCAUCUGAGGCUCUGCAGAGUUUAUCUGAUGACUUGGGAAUUCUAUACCUUGGUUUUAGCGGUUGUACAUCAAUUGCUACGUGGAAACUUCAAUACUAUCAAUGGGCAAUGCAGCUAUUUGAACGUUAUAGCAUUAGUGAAGGUGCUUGCCAGUUUGCUCUUGCUGCACUUGAGCAAGUUGAUGAGGCACUACAUAUGAAAGAUGACAAGCACACAAACAACUCAGUUAAUGAAUCAGUGACAACCAUCAAAGGACGACUAUGGGCAAAUGUUUUCAUAUUUGCCUUAGACCUUGGUCGAUAUUAUGAUGCUUAUUGUGCAAUAAUUUCAAAUCCAGAUGAGGAGAGCAAAUACAUCUGUUUGAGACGUUUCAUAAUUGUUCUUUAUGAACAAGGAGCUAUAAAGGUUGGACAAACUAUGAUUCUUUGCAGCAAUAAACUUCCCCUUAUUGGUUUAGUGGAGAAAGUGGAGCAAGAGCUUGCUUGGAAGGCUGAACGAUCAGAUAUUUCUGCAAAGCCAAACUUGUAUAAGUUGCUUUAUGCGUUUCAAAUGCACCGGCAUAAUUGGCGGCAUGCAGCAAAUUACAUAUACAUGUAUUCAGCUCGUUUGAGAACUGAAGCAGCAUUGAAAGAUAGUGUAGGCAGCUCCUUGAUGUUGCAGGAGAGGCUGAAUGCAAUCUCUGCUGCAAUCAAUGCACUGCAUCUUGUUCAUCCUGCAUAUGCCUGGAUUGAUUCCUUGGCCGAGGGAAAUUCUCUUGUGAAUGAACAUCAUCCAAGUAAGAAAGCUAAGAGAAGCCCAGAUGAACUGUCUGCAGUUGAUGAUGAUGCUGAUCCUCAAGCCUGGGAGUCCUCGAUUGAUAUCGAAAAACUUGAGAAUGAGUUUGUGCUAACUUCAGCAGAGUAUAUGCUGUCACUAGUAAAUGUCAAGUGGACAUUUUCUGGAAAACAUGGAGCUCUAUCAGACUUGGCUGAUCUUCUUGUCCAAAACAAUUUAUAUGAUAUGGCCUUUACAGUCCUUCUCAGAUUUUUCAAGGGUUCUUCACUGAAGAGGGAACUGGAAAGAGUGUUAUCUGCUAUCUCAUUGAAAUGCUGUCUUGACAAAGUGGAAUCCACCUGGGUUGAGGAACACAGUCAUUUAUUGACAUCAUCAAAGAAUGAGAUUGUACUCCAUGGUUCACCUGUCACAGUUUCCACAGCUCCACGAACUGACAGAAACAGUCAUUGGGCAACGCUCAAGCUUUACCUUGAAAGGUAUAAGGAAUUUAAUGGUAGAUUACCAAUGGUUGUUGCGGAAACUCUUCUACGUGCAGAUCCUAAGAUUGAAUUGCCACUUUGGCUAGUGCAAUUGUUCAAGGAGGGUCAAAAGGAAAGGUUGUGGGGGAUGACUGGCAGGGAAUCAAAUCCUGCAUCUUUGUUUCAGCUUUAUGUUACCUAUGAUCGAUAUGCAGAAGCUACCUAUCUUUUGCUUGAGUGCAUGGACUCAUUUGCUUCAAUGAGACCAGCAGAUAUAAUUAGAAGAAAAAGACCGUUUGCUGUUUGGUUUCCAUACACAACUAUUGAGCGGCUUCUGUACCGGCUCGAUGAAUUAAUCAGAAUGGGUCACAUGGUUGACCACUGUGACAAGCUCAAAAGGAUGUUACUUGGUUCUUUACAAAGUCAUCUCAAGAUGUUGAAGGUGGACUCAGAUGAUGCUGUUUCUGUAACUUCUUGA